CAUCUUAAAACAGCGAAUGGAGUUCUAAUCCGGCGGACCCGUCGACAUCCGCAAGGGUAUCCGUAAGCCCGUUACACAGCUCAGAUGACUUUCCAGCCUCUGAAUGAAGCGAUAUUCUUUAUUUUGCAAUCUGAUAGGCUUGGCUUAUUGCGAGACUAUUGUUUCUAGGAUCUGUACGUUUUGUCGUAUGUAUCGUAUCGGCGAACACACCUGGCUGCGCUUCCGCACCCACUUCCGCAAUAGUCGACACCGACAGCUUGGCACGGGCGGGGGCGCGGAUCAUCGACACUUUGCAUUAGAAAAUACCAACAUCGACCUUGAAAGCGUUUAGCGAGGUGCGGGGAGGUAAUGUGACUCUUCCACAUCAGCUCACUUUGCCCUUCUUUGCGGAGAUUGCGGUGCCGGCGAGGAUGGAUUAGUGGAAUGCCUCAAACGUUGACAUCGAGAUC
Alternaria alternata is the source of this 449-nucleotide messenger RNA. RefSeq lists its product as hypothetical. The record is from RefSeq and is a predicted model, not a curated record. NCBI's taxonomy places the organism in Eukaryota, Fungi, Ascomycota, Dothideomycetes, Pleosporales, Pleosporaceae. The transcript has a single exon. The coding region runs from base 104 to 331 and encodes 75 amino acids.